GCGAGAGGGGUGCCGGCCGCCGCUUUGUCUGUAGACCCGCGGCCGAGCACACUCCGUCUCUUCUCGGCUUUGCUCCCUCCGCCAUGGGAAACUCCGCGUCGAGCCCCAAGGCCAAGGGGAACGCCUACAAGAGCAAGUCGGUUGCUAAGAAGAAGGCGGACGCCGGCCAGCGCGAGGCAGCCAAGGACAAGUCGAUGCAGGAGUUUGUGGAGCGCAUCUUCGAGGCGUCGGGCGCGCUGCGCUCGCUCGAGGCGGGCGAAACGCUAAUCGAGCAGGGUGUCACCGCGGGCAAAAUGUUCUUCAUCAAGGAGGGCAGGGUCGACCUCGUGCUGAAGCGCGAAGGCGACACAGACGUGGAGCUCGCGACUCGCUCGACGGGCGACGUCCUCGGCGAGCUGUCGCUGCUGCUGGGCCACCCGGCUGCAGCGACGGCGAAGGCUGCGACCACGCUCACCGUCCUCGAGGUCGACCAGCAGAAGCUGCUCAAGCUGCUGGCUGACGACAACCUGUCUGCCGGCCAGCUCUUCAAGGUCGUCGCCACGUACCUCUCGGAGCGGAUCUCGGAGCUGUCGGGCCGCAUGCGCUCCGUCGUCACGAAGGGGCAGGCGCCCGGCAAGACCGCCUCGCUGCCGACGACCGACAUCUCGCACGCCCGCGCCAAGUUCGGCCUCGCCUCCGACCAGCGCCUGAUCGGCGUCUACCAGUGCUCUGUCCGCCGCGAGGUGAAUGCGGUCAAGGAGCAGCACGCACACUUCGGCGUGCUGUACAUCUUCGACUCGACCCUCUGCUUCGACCUCAAGAUGUUCGCGUUCAACAAGCAAAUGGUGAUCGACAACGCGGACAUCGUCUCGUUCCUGCGCUCGGAGCCGGCCGAGGGCAACGCGAACACGGUCGAGGUGCAGUCCAAGGGCCAGUCCGUCGAGCUGCAAAUCAACGAAGACUUCGAGGAGGCUUGCCUGCUGAUGGAGGCCUGCCGCCUCAAGGCGAAGACGGGCGCGCUGGGCAAGUCCCGCUCACACCUGUCCGACGGCGCGUCUGGGCGCGCGGGCGAGGACGGGGAGGCGGUGUCGCUGGAGAUGUUCCACGUCAUGCUCGAGCCGAUUAUCAAGGGGGACAAGUCGGAGCAGGACACGCUGCUGCACGAGCUCGACCUGCACCCGGAGGACUGGGACCACUUCCUCUCCGUCGCGAAGACGCUGCACUACAAGAAGGGCGAGUACGUGGUGCAGGAGGGGCAGGCCUCCGCCACGCUGUACCAGAUCCUCCGCGGCGCGCUGCGCGUCGAGCUGCUGCUGCCCGACCAGGCGCAGGCGGUGGUGGUGGGCUACCGGCAGGCGGGGGAGAUGCUCGGCGAGACGUCGCUGCUCAAGGAGGGGCGCGCCACCGCGUCGGUCGCGGCGGACCAGGACACGACCGUGGUCGCCAUCGAGGGGCGGCGGCUCGAGCAGCUCUUCUCGACCCACCCGCGCCUCCCCUCGCGCUUCUUCUGCUUCCUGGCGACCUACCAGGCCGAGCGGCUCUACAAGCUGACCCAGUCGUUUGCAGAGUCGCAGCAGCCGCAGGUGACAAUCUCCGCCUCGCUCGCAAUCUCGAUUGAGGAGGUCAUCAACAACCCCGCCUACUGCGGCGUGCUGCGCAAGUACCUCCUCCGCUCCGAGGCCGACGCCGCCGCAGCAUCCAACGAGGAGGAGCGCGCGCGCUUCCUCGGCUUGCUCACCCUGUUCGACUUUUACGUCUACGCGCAGGCCCCGCCAACGCCCCUCCCCCGCCCGCCGCCGCCCUUUAGAGGAGAAACAAAAGCGCCACGCCGGCCACCGAGCUAG
Emiliania huxleyi CCMP1516 is the source of this 1823-nucleotide messenger RNA. RefSeq lists its product as hypothetical. The transcript is spliced from 12 exons. Gene Ontology annotation, cellular component: cytosol. NCBI's taxonomy places the organism in Eukaryota, Haptophyta, Isochrysidales, Noelaerhabdaceae. The coding region runs from base 84 to 1823 and encodes 579 amino acids. Gene Ontology annotation, molecular function: DNA-binding transcription factor activity. The record is from RefSeq and is a predicted model, not a curated record.